This is a messenger RNA of Trichoderma asperellum CBS 433.97, 1740 nucleotides long. RefSeq lists its product as uncharacterized. Gene Ontology annotation, molecular function: oxidoreductase activity; copper ion binding. NCBI's taxonomy places the organism in Eukaryota, Fungi, Ascomycota, Sordariomycetes, Hypocreales, Hypocreaceae. The record is from RefSeq and is a predicted model, not a curated record.
AUGCGGAUCGUCGGGCUCCUUAUUGCUCUCAGUCUCGCCUCAGUGGUCGUCCUCAUCUUUGCUAUUGAUCGCCAUACCCGCAACUUAAUCGACGAGAGCCAGCUCGCUAUCCCUCUACAUCCGGUCGAGCACUCCACAAGAGAUCCUACCACUUUGACUUUUGAAUGGCAUGUCACCCAGGGCACCAGAACCCCAGAUGGAGUGGAGAAGCAAGUCUAUCUCGUUAAUGGACACUUCCCUGGACCAACCAUCGAAGGUCGAUCCGGAGACCGUAUAAUCGUCCGUGUCUACAAUGACCUCAAGGAUGAGGGCGUUUCCUUGCACUGGCAUGGCCUGCGUAUGCAAGGCUUCAAUGCUAUGGAUGGUGCAGUAGGCUUUACCCAGUGUCCAAUCUCUCCUGGAACUUCAUUUGUCUAUGACUUCCGCAUCCGCGACGACGAACACGGAACCUUUUGGUGGCAUAGCCACAAUCAGCUGCAGAGGGCAGACGGGCUCUUUGGAGGACUAGUAAUCCACGAGCCCCGCCGUCGUGAUGCCAACGCAGCUUUGCAAGACGAAGCAUUGCUGUUAGUCGGUGACUGGUUUCAUCGUAAGCAGAGCGAUGUCCUUGCCUGGUACUCCAGCCCAGCAAGCGCAGGCAAGGAGCCCGUUCCUGAUUCCGUGGUUAUCAACGGCCGUGGUCGAUAUGAUUGCUCAAUGGCUGUGCCCGCUAGGCCGGUCAAAUGCGAGGCAACGGCCUUGAGUGACUUUCCACCUCUGAUCAAGAAGUCUACCGGAGAAACGCGCCUUAGGGUGGUGAAUACAGGUACAGUCGCAGGCUUGACCGUAGGAGUUGAUGGUGCAUCACUCCAGCCGUUGGAAAUAGACGGAGGCUGCAAGGUUGAUCCGAAGGCCGCUGAUUCUGUCGGAACCCUAUAUCCUGGCGAGAGAGUUGAUCUGCUUCUCAAAUGGAAGAGCGAUCGGGCCGCAGAGCCGUGGUUCAACGUCUAUCUAGACCAUGAAAACCUCGGCUUUGGAAAUCCGGCAUUAAACCCUAACCAUACCUUUCCUGCUCUUCCUAAAACCGUAACCGGUCACGAUAGGGAACAUGCGUCCCUCUUGAAAUUUCGAGACCACCAUGUGGACCUUGCCACACUGUCUUCUACAGAAGAACAGACUCAUAUUGUCACUGCGGAGGAAGAACAGACAAUUCUGUUUUACGCUUCGACCCAGACGCUCGCAGUGAAUGGAAACAUACCUCUUGGGUUUAUGAACCAUACAUCAUGGCAUCCCCAGUCGUUGCCACUGCUAUCACAGAAUCGUUCAUCGUGGGAUGAUAAGCAGCUCAUUCCCUUCAUCCCCAGUGGAUCAAAGCCAACAAAGGUCAAGCUUGUGAUUAACAAUCUUGACGAUGGCUCUCACCCGUUUCACCUUCACGGAUACUCGUUCUAUGUGUUGUCCUCGUUUCGUGCUGAAAGCGGUAGCCUGGGCAGCUAUAACCCUUACGCGACCCCGGAGAGCGAUUCUCCAGGCAAGUGGAAUCGAGAGCGGCCUCUUCGAAAAGACACCGUCAGUGUACCGAGGAAGGGGCAUGUGAUACUCAGCUUUGUAGCUGAUAAUCCUGGAAUGUGGAUGUUGCAUUGCCAUAUGUUGGUACAUAUGGGAACGGGCAUGGCUACCGGUUUUCAAGUAGGAGUUCCAGGGGAUGAGGAGCAUAUAUACGGAUUAGACGAGUCAGCAGCGAGAUUGUGCAAGGCAUGA